Cavia porcellus (domestic guinea pig) is the source of this 5814-nucleotide messenger RNA. It is a transcript of the gene Spef1, whose product is annotated as sperm flagellar 1. Gene Ontology annotation, molecular function: microtubule binding. Gene Ontology annotation, cellular component: axoneme. NCBI's taxonomy places the organism in Eukaryota, Metazoa, Chordata, Mammalia, Rodentia, Caviidae. Bases 2719 to 3462 code for a protein of 247 amino acids. The record is from RefSeq and is a predicted model, not a curated record. The transcript has 8 exons. Gene Ontology annotation, biological process: regulation of cytoskeleton organization.
CCCCAGGUCACCCACCCCAUUGGGGGUUCUCCCCAAGGACACUGGGAUUCACCUGCAUCAGAAGACUCCGAGGACUCAGAUGACAAGGAGGAUUCUGAUGCCCGCCGGGACAGGGAUAAGCGAGUCAGCUGACUUUGGAGGGAUCGGAGUUUUCCAAGAGGUCCUCCGCGGGAGUGACAGUGGUGCCUCCCUCAUGGGCAGCUGCAGGCCCCAUGCCUCUCAUCCCUCUCUGGCAGGGCCCCAUCCUGGGCAGAGGGGCCUGGGGCUGGGCACAGAGUCUGGCCAUCCAGCUGCUCCUUUCCCAGUUUGAAUUCAAUAAAUCUGUCCACUCCCCUUUUGUGGGAGUGAACAUUUUAACAGCCAAGGGUGCAUCCUUCAUGGUCUGGGCUUGCGUCUGAUUGGGGGCACAUGUCCUUUCCUGGUUCCCUUUGGUCUUUGCACUAGUGGGACAUGGAAGCUAGUAUUGAGAGGGGUGAGGGGCAGAAGGAGUCCUCAACAUCCACAUUUAAAUGUUUAUGAAGAAUUUGGGAGGAAUGGGUCGCUUUAAGGAAAUCUAGUCAUGCUAGGGUUAGAGAGGGGCUUGGGGUCACUUGACUGGCACAGUGACAGAUCUUGCAGUCUUGGACUAAAUCAGGCAAUGGGCACUUGUGGCCUGAACCAACUAAGGCUGGCUAAGAAGGUGCUUGCAAGAGUGAGGCCAGGACAGAAGAUUGUUGAGACAGCUUCUCUAGGCCAUAUUAGAAUUUGGAGGGGAAGAUGGGGUUUACCUCUGGUGCCUUAACAGGAGCCCUUUAGGUCUUCAAGUGAUUAGCAGCUCCUGGUCUGGUGGUCAUCCUUGAGGCAGGAGGAAGAUAAGUUACUGAGAAGAGAUUGUACUCACAGUAGGCUAAGGAUGGGCACUCCCAUGCAGUGCCCUCCAGGGGCUCCACAGCCAAAGCUGAGGACUGCGCUUCCCUAGUCCUGUCCUGUCCUUACAGUCGCCAAACCCCUCCUUUAGUAAUUCCUUACUGAGGCCUUCAGGCCCAGCGGCAGCUCUGGGCCCCAAACCGGUUUUCCCACCCAGCCUGGGGUUGGCACAUCACUUCUGUAGUUCCUCCCAACCGCUGCCCCACCGCCCCACUAAGUUCGUCCUCUCCCCACCCUGGAAUGUUAGGGGGUGGAGGUAUCCAGGUCGUCUUUUGUCCCUUGCCUGCCCUGGGUGUGGUCCCUUCCAGAACAGCAAGGUAUGUGACUUUAAACAAGUUGGGGUAAGUUCCACUCUUGGCCUUCUGCACUUCUGGCACUCAGGAAUCCCCUCCAGGCCUUGAAGACCUUGGAAACAAAAGGACAACAAAAAUGAGUUGAGAUUCCCCUUGAUAUCAACGCCCUCUCCCAACCUGAGCUCUGGAGGCAGAGACCAGAAAAACCUACUGGAAACCAGCUUAUGUUUUGGGCCUGCCCUGGAGUGAGGAGGAGGAAGUAGAGUAGCCUUCUCUUUAGGUGCUCCUGGCAACCCAGGCCCCUCACAAGUACCAAGGCAAAUCACUUCAUGUGUCCCCUGCCAACAAGAGCACCACUUUUGCUAGAGCUGAGAUGAUCUCAUAGAUGAUUAUACCAGUUGAAGCUGAUUGGGUCUUUGCCACAAGCCAGGCUCUAAUCACUUUAGAAGAUACUUGUAAAGCUCCUUGAGAAGCCAUGGCAAACAGGCUAGAGGUUCAGUGAUGUGCCCAAUGCCAACUGUCAGUCUGUAUUGGAACCAAGUUUUCUCCCUAGGUUGAACCUAGAAGUAUCCCAUUACUGCUACUCUGUACCUCUUCAGGAAGGAGGGACCCAUAUUCCUAACCCUCCAAAAGGUUAUAUAGUUUUGAAAUCAAUUGCUAGUCCAUGGUAGAACAGCUUUUUGGAGAGAGAUGAAGGAUAUGUCUGUAGGAGCACUUGUUUCUGUCUGUAAUCAGUUUCCCUUACUCCCUGCUCCCAUACAAAUACUGGUCUUAUGUAACAUUUUUCUGUUUUGUAAUUUCUUUUCUUUAUCCUAAUGGGACAAGUAGAUGAGAACUGUUCCCAUUUCACAAAGGAGGAAAUAGGGCUAAAGGAGUUAAAUAAUGUGCCCAAGGUACAGCCUUGAACUCUGGUGCUCUCUCUGGGAAUCUGGGUUACAUAUUUAAAUAGCCCAGCAAGACACUGAGCUGGGCUAUGGCAAUGGAUGAGUAGAGAGCUUUGGCGGGGAAGUCUCUCCUAGCCCAGAUGAUAACACAUUAUUCAUGGCGGGUCUCCAGGUAAAGCUGACAAACAUGGGAAUGCUGCCUUCACUUAGGAAUGGCAACAAAAGGGUGAUCCCAGCCCUGGUGAUGUUAAUGCAUGGGAUUCAGGGGCACUGACUGGCUUUGGCCGAUCCCACAGUGGGUUAGUAGCUGGUCGGCAGGUAGCAUAAGCCCCGAGAUGAUGCCUUCUUGGGAGAAGAGAAUGAUAAGGACACCUAACAGCUCUUUAAAAGCUCGGGCCCAGGAAAGGGUAGCGCGGGGAAAACUACAUCUCCCAGAAUCCGCCGCUCCCGGGCGAGUCGCGAUGGUUGCCAUGGUUUCAGAAAACAAUAUGGCUGCUCCCAGGAGGGACGUGAGUCGCCAGGAAGCAGAGGAAGUCUGGAUUCCCACAGUGGAGAGAAAGGAGACAUUUGAGGGGUCGUAAGACCGAAAGUAGAAGCUGCACGGCUAGAACGGGCUGGCCUUGCCAAGGACAUUAAUGGCUAGCAGCAUGGACGAAGAGGCUCUGCACCAGCUGUAUUUGUGGGUAGACAACAUCCCUCUGUCCCGACCCAAACGAAAUCUCUCCCGUGACUUCAGCGACGGAGUGCUGAUUGCAGAGAUCAUCAAGUUUUACUUCCCCAAGAUGGUGGAGAUGCACAAUUAUGUCCCUGCCAACUCCCUGCAGCAGAAGCUCAGCAACUGGGGUCACCUGAACAGGACCUGUCUAUCACCCAUGUGUCUGUCCUGUAGGAAGGUGCUGAACAAGUUGAACAUCUCGGUACCAGAUGAUGUGAUGCGCAAGAUUGCACAGUGUGUCCCAGGCGUGGUGGAGUUGGUGCUUAUCCCACUGAGGCAGCGCCUGGAGGAGCGGCAGAAGCGCAGGAAGCAGGGCAUCGGCUCCUUACAGGACCUGGGUCUUCAGAAUAGCAGUGACUACAUGGAUGUGGGUCUGUCCCAGAAGGCCCGAGGGGAAGGUGCUGUGGAUCCCCAGGGAGGAGGCCAGGUCAGAGGAACCCGGCAGCCAGCACCCCAGCCUCCUGGGUAUAACCAGGCCCAGCAGAGUGACCCAAGCUUCGUGCUCCAGAUUGCUGAAAAAGAGCAGGAGCUGCUGGCUUCACAGGAGACUGUGCAGGUCCUGCAGAUGAAGGUGAGGCGCCUGGAGCAUCUGCUCCAGCUCAAGAAUGUGCGCAUCGAGGACCUGUCCAGGCGGCUCCAACAGGCUGAGCGAAAGCAGCGGUGAACCUGGAUGCCAAGACUCAGCCGCCCACUGGCAGACUCAGUGCUGGGAGGGCAAAGCCAGUGCCCCACCGGCUUCUUCCACUCUAGCAACUCCUGUCUUGGGGAUGGGGGUGGUAGUGCAGCUUACCAGGAACCUGAGUGGCCUACAUUCUAUCCAGGCCUGGAGAAUGGACCACUUUCCCCAGGGCCCUUCCUGGGCCUUGGGAAGUAAUCCCCUGGCUCUGUCCACAUCCUUAGUUCAGAUCCCUACCCAUCUCUGGGGACCUUGGUGUCUCUAUCUAGGCUAGUUCUGCCAUUGGCAGUGCAGGAAGCUGCCCUUGGAAGCCAGGGGGCUCACCUGGGACUGGUCUCACAGCUGGAGACUGCACACAGCAGCUGGAGAGGAAUAGGUGAAGAACAGCAGCAGCCAGGAAUAGGGGACAUAUCUGCUGUGCCCAGAGCAGGGCCCUUCCCUACCCCAUGGGGUACUGUUGGGCGUGCGUGGGGGCUGUAGGACAGGGUGGUCCCCAUUAAAGGGGGUGAUUUGCUUUCUUUCCUAUGCCUGCCUCUUUUUGCCUGAAUCCCUGAAGGGAAUGGGUUCCUUCCCCUUUGUCAUCUAACCCUUAUCUCCUUGACUAAAACAGCCUGGUUGGCUCAGAAUGGAUCUCAUCUUAUGGGUGGCAGGUCUGUGUGCCUGCUGCUUAGUGAACUGGGCUCCACCUUUGUGAACUGACUCCUAACCCUGGUUUCAAUUGCCCCCAAAGCUGCCUGCAGUGUCCCUCGACUUUGUUUAAACCCAAGCUUCAGAUUAUCUCCAGUGGUGCCCUCAACCCUGCCCGUGGUCUGGCCCUUUAACUUGGCCUGUAUGACUCCCAACCCUGCCCACAUACUGUUCUAUGGGCCAACGCCAAGCUUUCCUGCCAAUGUUGACCAAGACACUAUGGCUGCGACUUAUAUGACUUUCACGCUGAUGACUUGCUGACUCCCAGUAAUGUUAAAUAUUUGUACAUCUGGAGAUCUAGUAAUUCCAUUCUAAGAUAUAUACCAGCAAAAACUUAAUCUUUGUACUCUGGGAACAGGUCACAUCAGUGGUCAUAGCAACACUCUUUGUAAUAACAAAAGAACUAAAAAAAAAGGACCCAUUUUAGUUACUAGUACUGUGUUGCACAUUACUAUCAAUUUAGCCGAGUGCUUAUUAUCUCACAUUUUUUCUAUCAGUCAAGAGGCCAGGCUGGCUUUGCUGGGGCCUCUGCUUCAGGGUUUUAGCCAAAACUGCACUAAAGUGUGAGCCAGAACCGUGGUCCCAUAUGCAGGGGCAGCUGGGAAAGGAGUCAUGUGCACGUUAAUUGGUGACAGGACCCAGUUUCUGGUGGACUGUUGGGCUUUAGUGUUUGCUGGUCAUUGGCCUGUGGUUGCCCUCAUUUCCUCGCUAUAUGGCCACUUUCAGCAUUGUAGCUUACUUCGCCAAAGCCAGUGAGGGAGAGAGUAGAGUGUCUAUGGUGGCACAAACCUGUAAUCUCAGCACUUCCAGGAAGUUGCAAGUUUGAGCCAGAGGAACCUCAUUAGUGAGACCCUAUCUCAAAAUAAAAGAAAAAAAUUAAAAAGGGAUGAGGAUACAGCUCAGUGUAAAGACCCAGGGCUCCCAUCCACAGUUUAGAAAAGAAAGAAAAAGAGAGAGAGGGUGGCAAGACAGCAGAUGCAUUUACUGUAAUCAUGGAAGGGAGACCCCAUCAUGUUUGGUGAAUUCUAUUUACAAAGAGCAAGCCACAAGGCCAACUCACAUUCAGGGGCUGCACCUGGGUAUGAACAUCAGGAUGGCUGAUGUUCCUCCUUAUGGUCAUGAAAAGAUAAAAUAAAAGGUACCACUUCCCUCUGAGAGGAAGUAAGGGUGGUGAGAUGCAAGCACCACCUGAGCUGGUAUAAAUUAUUCAUAAUUUAUUUAGCUUUCAAAGUAGGUUGGUUUAUGGGUUUUCAGAUGUGAGUUGUUUCUGGACAAACGGGGAGUGUCAUGAACUGAUGAUUAUACUCAAUAAGAUUCAAUAAUAUUAAAGAUAUUCAAGGCUGGGCAUGGUGGCAUAUACCUGUAAUCCCAGCACUCAGGAGGCUGAAGCAGGAGGAUCAUUGCAAGUUCAAGAGCAGUUUAGGCCACAAAGUGAACUCUAGGCCAGCCUGAGCUUUAUAGUGAGACUCUGUUUCAAAAAGAUAUCUCUAUCUAUCUAUCUAUCUAUCUAUCUAGAUAUAUGCAAACAGGCACACUUACUGUUACCUUACCAUUUCCUGCCUUUUUCCAUACAGGGCAGCAUACUACAACAUACUCUGUUUUACAUCUUUAUUUUCUCCUUAAUAAAAUCUCUUGUAGAUCUGGUGUGAUUAA